Molecule: messenger RNA, 612 nt
Organism: Acanthosepion pharaonis
Lineage: Eukaryota; Metazoa; Mollusca; Cephalopoda; Sepiida; Sepiidae
Source: the annotation of a GenBank genome assembly
AUGAAAAGACCCUACCGGACAACUAUAUCGCUGCACAAGCCUCUCUUUCCCGACUCCUGCACCUUUAACCAGUUCGCCCUGACGAAAAACUACUUCACACCGUCGUAUACGCACCAGUAUUCACACCAGUACCCGCCGUGGGCACUGGCCCCAUCUUCGACGCCCGCAGACAUGGGUCACAUGUCCCAGGUGAGUUACAGCUCAUGUCAGCGUGUACCGUCUACGCUAACUCCGUACCCGACGGCCGCCAUGCAGUCAAGCAUGUCGGGCAUGAGGAUCGUUCCGGCACCGACAAACUAUCCCCAAUUGAAUGACUAUGCGCCAGCCACAGCUGCCGCCUCGCCAAUGUCUCCUUUUGCGUUUACGCCACAGCAACAGACAGAGCCGUCUUUCAACACAAUGCCUUAUACUUACUGGGCCGAAAGAAUCAUGAAAUCAUCUAUCAUCUAUCUAUCUAUCUAUUCAUCUAUCUAUCUAAUAUCUAUAAAUUCAAAAAAAUCUAUCUAUCUAAAAUCUAUCUAUCUAUUAUCUAUCUAUUUAUAUUAUAUCUAUCUAUCUAUAUAUUUUAUAUCUAUCUAUCUAUCUCUAAUAUCUAUUCUUUUAUAUAUCUAA